CGCGGAGGCAGGAGGCAGAGAGCGCGGAGCCGGCACCCGGGAGCACGCGCGGUGCGCCUUCGCCUUCUGCCUAUCCUCACUGGCUCCUUCGACCACUUCCAAGCCCAGCUAAGACUCAGUUUCACCACCUUCCGCCCCCUUCACGAGAGGGGAGAUUUAAAAUUCCUCUUUAGGUGCUCGUGAUGUUUCUUCGGGUUCGUUCAGUUUCCGGAAAAGAAUGGUAACAUGAACAGCAGAGAGUGAGAGCGUCACCGGAGGAAGGGGAAGAGAUUGAUGGGCAGGGCGCUCACUUGGCGAAGGAUCACAUUCCGAGAACUGCGCGAGGAGGGAACGUCGCGGCGCCUCAAUUUCUGGCUGGACUGUACAGACAUCUGUAGCGUCCUUUCCACCAGGUUCCCAGGUGGAGGAGCCGCAGGCUGCAGAGAAGUGUUUAGACAGCGCGUGAGGAUCCAGGAGUUGGUGGACCUCUGUCCAAAGAGGAGUUCAGCCCUGGAUCCUGUGUUCCUGGAUCCCUGUGGAGCCUGCAGGCACGUUGGCUCCAGAGGGAGUUUGGACUUGAGUUCAGAUGGCCAACUCCCUCUGAAUCCUGCAGAUUGGUGCUGAGCACGCAACAAAAGUUUUUAGCUUCUCCUCAAUUUCUGGUGCUUCCCAGGGCAGAGAAAAGGACUUUGGCAUUAAACACAAGAAGCAGUCAGGGGAACAUCUCCUUUAACUUUUCUUCUCUGUUAUCAUUUGCAAUGAAGAGGAAACAGAAGAGAUUUCUGCAGAUGACUUUGUUGUUCACGGUGGCUUUAAUUUUCCUGCCCAAUAUUGGUCUCUGGUCUCUGUACAAGGAUAAGCAUCUGGUGAAAUCUACAGAGCCCGGGGAGCAGCAGACAUUUCCACUGGGCCUAGGAGAUGGGCAAUUCUAUACAUGGACAAAUGGUUUGAGAAGAAAGGACUGGCAUGACUAUGAAAUCAUUCAGAAAGAGGCUUUGCGUUCAGGGAAGGGUGAACAUGGGAAACCAUACCCCCUCACUGAAGAGGACCAUGAUGACUCAGCUUACAGGGAGAAUGGAUUUAAUAUUUUCGUUAGCAACAAUAUUGCUCUAGAAAGGUCCCUGCCAGAUAUUCGCCAUGCUAAUUGUAAACACAAGAUGUACCUGGAAAGACUGCCAAACACCAGCAUCAUUAUCCCAUUUCAUAAUGAAGGUUGGACUUCACUCCUGAGGACCAUACACAGUAUAAUUAAUCGAACUCCAGAGAGUCUGAUAGCAGAAAUCAUUCUAGUAGAUGACUUCAGUGAUAGAGGCAACAUGGUAAACACUGGUUCAAAUCCAGAUGAUGAACCAGAUACAGGAUAUAAAUCAAGCCCCAAACGAGAGAUCUUUGCCAAGAAGUCCACAUAA
Messenger RNA from Orycteropus afer afer, 1388 nucleotides. Lineage: Eukaryota; Metazoa; Chordata; Mammalia; Tubulidentata; Orycteropodidae. The record is from RefSeq and is a predicted model, not a curated record.